AACAUUUCCUGUGAAAUCAUUUUUAUUUAAAUAGAAACCAGUUUGUGCCAUUUUAUUAUGAAGCAGAAAGAGUUCCUGCAAUAUAAAAUACAUCUUUGGUUCAACUUUUGUGAAAUUCCAGCAGAUCAUCAGAAGACAAAGAAAAGAAGAGAUAACUGAGAAAUGUCUCUUCAGAAUGUGUUCCUACUACUGAUGGCCGUGGUUCUCCAGCAAUCCCCAGGACAGGCAGACCAUUUGCUAAGUGAGCUCUCUGAAAUACAGAAGAAAGAAAUUAUUGAUAUGCACAAUGAAAUCAGGAGGCUGGUGCAACCAACUUCUAGCAAUAUGAUGAAAAUGGUGUGGAAUGACAAUGCUGCCAUGAGUGCUGGAAGUUGGGCCAGUAAAUGUCUGGGAACAAGUAGUUCCAAAGAGGACCGAAUGUUGGAUGGAGUCCCAUGUGGUGAGCUUACUUUGAAAACCACUUAUCCUACUACGUGGCAAUCUGUAAUUGAGAUGUUCUCAAGUGGACGGAUUUAUUUUGAGUAUGGCAUUGGAACAACUGACUCAAGAAAAAAUGUUAAUGCUUAUACUCAGAUUAUUUGGCAUAGUUCAAACCAGAUUGGAUGUGCACUUGCCUUCUGCCCCCAAAGUACAAACACCUUCAUAUAUGUUUGCCAUUAUUGUCCAGGUGGAAACAUACUAGGACAAGAGAAGAAACCAUACAAAAAAGGUCUACCAUGUGCCGACUGUGCUGAUAGCUGUGAGGAUAAUCUCUGCAAUAGCUCUUGCCAGUUUAUAGAUAAAGGUGAUGACUGUGAAACCCUAAUAGAAAUUUUCACAUGUUCAUAUCCAUUUGUUCAAGAAAGAUGUCCAGCCACCUGCAACUGUCCUCAGAAAUAAAUAAUAUAUACACAAGAAUAGAAGAAGAAAAAUAGAGAAAGAAUGAAAAUUAAGAAUUUAAAAUGAUUUUCCACUUGAAAAUGUGCAUUUGAAAUAGUACAAAAAUAAAGCAUGUGAAAAGAG
Molecule: messenger RNA, 1002 nt
Organism: Anolis carolinensis (green anole)
Lineage: Eukaryota; Metazoa; Chordata; Lepidosauria; Squamata; Anolidae
Product: cysteine-rich venom protein triflin-like
Exons: 8
Coding region: 163-879 (238 amino acids)
Cellular component (GO): extracellular region
Source: RefSeq, a predicted model, not a curated record